This is a messenger RNA of Dreissena polymorpha, 2123 nucleotides long. RefSeq names its product sushi, von Willebrand factor type A, EGF and pentraxin domain-containing protein 1-like. Lineage: Eukaryota; Metazoa; Mollusca; Bivalvia; Myida; Dreissenidae. The transcript is spliced from 7 exons. The record is from RefSeq and is a predicted model, not a curated record. Bases 339 to 2084 code for a protein of 581 amino acids.
UAACAGUUUAAUAAUUUGUUUUACGUAAUGUAAUUGUAUGUUCUAUGUUGUUAUCAUGUAAAUGUUAAGUUUAUACGUCGGCUUUAAAAGCUCUUCAGAGCUUGUGUUAACAUUUUUUAUUUACCCGACUUUAUUAAUAAAUAUUACUUGACUGAGCAUCCCAUUAUUAAGGAUUUAUUUUAACGACAUGGUGAAGUGAGAGUGAUCAUCCUCGUGCUGCUGAGUCUGAUAGCCAUAUUGAUCACUAGGCGCAAGUUGGAACGAAAUGAAGAAGGAUCUUGUCUACUGAAAUGGUACAUACAAUGCUCCAGAUCGCAGCUGCCAGAUAGGCCAGAGCGAUGCAGAGCACCGGAAUCAUUACGUUUUUUUCAGUUUUAGCAUUAGCUUUUGCGGACUGCCCUCCUCCUGCGGUCCAGAAUGCCGCCUUCACUCCAGUCCAGUCAUCAUACACUGAUGGUGAAAACGUAACAUUCACCUGUAAUACUGGUUAUGGACUUCAAGGUAGUCGGAUACAUUACUGCAGGGUAAGCAGUUGGGAAGGAUCCCUUACAUGCUAUGAACAGUUUUGUGAGACAAUGAAUAAUCCUAGAAAUGGUAUAAUUGUCGGAAACCCAUCCUACAAAAUUGGAACAUACAUCACAUUUCAAUGUAAUACAGGCUACACAUUGAAAGGAAAUAGCCAGUUGCUGUGUCGUGUUGACUUGAAGUUUGAUAGGAACCCACCAACAUGCGAUGUCAAUAUGUGUACAGAUUUUGGAGUUAUAGAUCAUGCACGCAUUUUCCAAGCCACAGAUGGAGGAAUAGAAAAUGAUUAUGGAAGCGAAGUUAAAGUAACCUGUGAAGACCCAUAUGUGCUGGAUGGUCAUGCGUCCGUGUUUUGCCAGGGAGACGGAACUUGGGGCCCAAAACCGACCUGCAAACCAUUAGAUUGUGGUAGGUUCGAUGGGAUGAAUUCAAGCUGUGUGGAAGACUUCGUACUGCUUGAUACUCUGUAUUACAUGGAAUGUAAGACUGUUGUCCCAAAUACAAGAAUUGGAGCGCCGCACAGCACCAGUGCACCUAAUGAAUGUGAGAAAAGAUCUCGGAAAUGGAUGUAUUCACAGUUUGGAUGCUUUUGCCAUUGUAAAGUUAAGUACAAUAAAUACAUUGUGAAAGCAGAAAACCUUGAUACAAAUGAUUAUCUGCUACACGACACUGAUUUGAAUUGGCGUUGCAUUAAGGAGGGUUGCACGAAAAACCAAACAAAUGCUCUGAGAUGCAUGGACGGACAGAUGGAAAUGCCAUCUUGCACCUGCGAUGCUAACGUACAUACUGGUGAACCUUACACGACUGACAUUACUACUAAACCAAGCCCUAACGAUCAAACAGGUACAAGUACUACGCCUUCAGCCACAACGCCGAGCACAGAACAUAUUAAUCUUAUUACAAAAAGCACUACAUAUCAACAGACGCAUAAUGAAAGCAAUCUACAGGCAUCAACAACAGCAAUACAGCAGGCUAAUUCAAUCGCAAAUGAUCCUACUACAGAGGAGUCGACGAAUAACGCAAUCGCCACAGGACAGACGACCACGCAACCCCCAAAUGCAUCAACGUCAAAAAGCAGUAUGUCUGAGCAGAACACUAAUAACAGAAUCGGCACAGAGCAGACGACAAUACAAAUUCUACAUUCAUCAACGUCAAAAAGCAAACCAACAGCAGAGGAGUCGACGAAUAACACAAUCGUCAUAAGGCAGACAACAAUGCAACUCCCAAAUGCAUCAACGUCAAACAGCAGUUUGGUUGAGAUGAACACUAAUACCAUAAUCGUCACAGAGCAGUCGACAAUACAACUUCUACAUUCAUCAACGGCAAAAAGCAGUAUGUCUGAGCAGAAUACUACUAACAGAAUCGUCACAGAGCAGACGACAAAACAUCUCCUGCAAUCAUCAUCGGCACAAAGCAGUAUGUCUGAGCCUACGGCAACGCAAUUUCUAACAACUGACAAACAGUUACCUAAUGCCGGAAGCUUCAGUUUCGGCAUUAGGCACAGUUCAAUACCAGUUCUGAUAUUUACUAUUUGCAUAAAAUUUGUUGUGGAACAAUAACUUACAGCCCUUAACAAAGUAGUAUAAUAGUUGUUUUAA